GGUGGAUACUGUCGAAUACGAGCAACGGCGCAACGCCCUGGUGUUCCCUAAUUGGUUUGCUCGUCCGCUCGUAGGGUUUGAGGCUGGAUAUGCUCUCAUGUGGGAGGCGAUCUGAAUGGAGACGCCAAUCUCGGUUCAUUCAAUCAACCUUCUUUGCAAGCUUGAAGAUUAAUCUGGCCUUGUGGGUGCUCUCAGGGGGCAUUAUCACGCUCGAAAUAUGAAGGCCAACCUGUUCUUCUCAUCCAGCUGUGCUUCGCGCAUCUUGGCCCGUGUUGUCAUUUGAGACAUGGGAGUACCAGAGGCACAGCGCAGCUGGGAGCUGGAAGACCGAGCCAAGCAACCCUCCUUUAACCCACCACAAGAAGACAUAACCGCCUUUGGCUCAAGAUCACAACAUCAAAGCGAGCCUCGAUGGCCCUUCCAAGAAGUAGUAGAAGACAAACAGCCUCACUUCACACCACCACCUCCGCCACCGCCUCCCCCUCCAACACACCCACCGGUUCACCACCAUCCCGCCCCGAGUCCGAGGAGGUCUGGCCACACUCGUCACGUACUCAGGUACUGGGGCCUCGAGAUCUUCACUCUCUUCGUCGCAGUCUGCCUACUCGCCGCAAUUAUCUGGCUUCUCGCACAUUACGAUGGCCACUACAUGCCGAAAUGGCCCUUCGAAAUCAACCUCAACUCCGCCAUCGCCCUCCUCUCGACCUUUCUCCGCGCCGCCAUCGUCGCAGCUGUGGCAGAAAUCAUCGGCCAGAUCAAAUGGACCUGGUUCGCUGAACAGACCCGGCCUCUCCAGCACCUCCAGGACUUUGACGCCGCGAGUCGCUCCAUCCUCGGCUCCACGAAACUGCUGGCAAUGCUCAUGUGGAACCUGGGCUUCUCCUCCACGGGCUUCCUCGCCAUCGGUGCCGCCACUGUCACGAUUGCUAGUUUGGCGGUCGGCCCCGUCACACAGCAGGCCGUCCGCACAGUGACUUGCCCGAUGCUGGAGGAUAACAUUAUGGCUAGGAUACCCGCCGCGAACUAUGUACCGGGAUCUUCUGCGUACUACCGCGUCGGCGCCGGGUCCUACGAGAUCGAGGUGGACAUGAAGAGUGCCAUGAUCCAGGGGAUCACGGAUCCAGGCAGCCAGGAUAGUAAUGUCCAGGUCCUCUGCCCCAGCGGAAACUGUACGUGGGCGGACUACGGCACAGGUGUCACACACGCGAGUAUCGGGGUGUGUAGCAAAUGUAUCGACACGACGAGCUUCGUCAGCGAGCCCAACACGGUGGGAAACCUCUCGCUGCCAGACGACGGCGCCAUCAUCAAUAUUCUGGCCGGCAAGUACAUGUGGAUGGGCUAUAGCAACCUGACAGCGUACACAAAGCUCUUCAGCGACGACUUCGCCGCGGCUGCCGCGAUGUCAAUGGCCAACUUUAGCAUGCUCAUGAUUUCGACGUCUCCUUGCACAUCGGACAACUCUACGGGCAUCUCGAAGCUUACGUGCCCGCAUCGUCUCUCGCAAUCCGACGAUAGUUAUUUUAGUGAUCUUGGGGAUUACGUCGCCGCCUCGUGUAUCCUGUACCCGUGCAUGAAGGAGUAUCACGCGCGGUACGUGAACAACACGUUGACGGAGACCCUGGUUCGCACGACGAUAGCUGUAUCCAAUCCCGCUGAGAACGCGGCAUCGGGAUACUCGGUGUAUGGCAAUUACACAGCGAGACAGAGCCCAUGUGUGAUUGACAACGGCACCUGGUACGAUUACACCAACCAAAGCCAGGCCUUGGACAUCCCCGGGCGCAUUUGGACGAAUUUCAGCACGAGCGGCAGCGACGAGGUCAGCCGCGUGCCUAACGAAUGCCUGUACAAGAUGGAUGGGACAUUCUCCUCCGCGAUAUCGACCUUCCUCAAGGUGAGCUUGCUAAGCGCCUCGUGCCGGUACGACUCCAUGCAGAGCGGGCACCUCAACUGCUACGACUCAUGGUGGCUGACACCGCUAUGGGCCGACAUGAACGCCACCGUAACUAGCCUCACCAGCGCCGUCGACGACUUUGCUUGGGCCGUGACGAACAAGCUCCGGAUGACGGGGCUCGGGCCGGACGUCGUUCGUGGAGCGGACGCUCUGUUGAACCGGCGGGCCGAAGCCUUGGGCGAGGUGUGGGCGAGCUCGACGUGUACCUACUUUGACAGGGAGUAUAUCGCGCUGCCCAUCAUUCUGGUCGGUCUCUGCGGGAUCCUGCUGGGCUGGAUCAUUCUCAAGAACUACAACGACCCGGAGCAGCCCGUCUGGAAGGGCAGCGUGCUACCUCUGUUGUUCUUUGGGCUGCACGAUACCAUGGGACCAAAGGGGACUGCGGGCGGAACAAGCAACGGCGCCGGCGAUCAGCCCAGAGACGGAGGACGCAUCGCGAGGAAUUUGACGUUCUUCAAGGAGAAUGGACGAGCGGCGCCGGAGCUGUAUCGGAUUCAGCAGGAGUCGGGCAGGAUGCGGGUGCGAUUUCACGGCGGGACGGAUCCGGGAUUUUUGGAUCUGGGGACGGGGAGGAGUGAUCCGGAGGCCGCGAAUGCAUCAUUGGUGCCGGGACAGGGUGACUCGCGUGGCACCAAGAUGAGGUGAUACUUGCCGUAGAGAAAGUAGAAACAUGUACUUUUAUGAAUGUUGAAU
Colletotrichum godetiae is the source of this 2644-nucleotide messenger RNA. RefSeq lists its product as uncharacterized. The transcript is spliced from 2 exons. The record is from RefSeq and is a predicted model, not a curated record. NCBI's taxonomy places the organism in Eukaryota, Fungi, Ascomycota, Sordariomycetes, Glomerellales, Glomerellaceae. Bases 287 to 2596 code for a protein of 769 amino acids.